Molecule: messenger RNA, 1370 nt
Organism: Aplysia californica (California sea hare)
Lineage: Eukaryota; Metazoa; Mollusca; Gastropoda; Aplysiida; Aplysiidae
Product: protein GUCD1
Exons: 10
Coding region: 109-915 (268 amino acids)
Source: RefSeq, a predicted model, not a curated record
AGAUUGUAAACAAGAACGAGAAACGUGAGGAACCUUGAAGUUUCAAGACGCAUAAAAAAUCCCUUGGCAGUUGUUCACCAGUCAACCGUAUGAAGAUGAGCAACAGCGAUGGAAGGGGAAAAGAUUGAGAUUACAUCCAAUGACAGCGGAGCCAGUCCUGAGCUGAAAGAGCGCCAUGUGGUGUCUGUGCCUUAUGUGCAACAAUGCUACCACUGGGACUGUGGACUGGCUUGUGUGUCCAUGAUCUUACAGAUGUUCAAGGAACCUUGUGAUGAUGUGUACACAAAGGACUUGGAUUUUGUCCAGUGUGGGGAAAGCGUGUGGACGAUUGACCUAGCAUAUAUCCUGAACAGGCACAAGGUGCACACCUCUAUGUACACAGUCACACUGGGGGUCCAUGAGAGUCACCACAAAAAGGCGUUCUACAAGGAGUCGAUAGGUGAGGAUGCUAUCAGGGUGAACAAAAUGUUUGACAACGCUCUGCAGAAUGGAUUGAGUGUUGAGAAAAGAAGUCUUUCAAUUGAUGAUUUGAUGGAACACUUGCAGCGGGACAACCCAGUCAUCGCCCUGGUUGACUGGACUCAGAUGAAGUGCGAGUGGUGUGAUAGCAAGCUGAAGCAGUGCUGGUCGUGCAUCACUUGCCAUGCUGGUCCAUACCAAGGCCAUUACGUGGUGGUGUGUGGAUAUGACAGACAGAAAGGGCUCAUCUACUAUAAGAAUCCAGACGCAAGAGCUCACGACAUGUGCUGUAUGCAGAUGUCCCAGUUUGACAAAGCCCGCACCAGCGAUGGGACGGAUGAGGAUAUCCUGUACAUAUACAACACGACAUUCCGGGGGGGUGAAGGAGAUAUCAGGUUCAUGGACCAUCAGGAGCAGUCAUGGGCAUCAUCUCAUCGUCGUGGCGACUCGGAGUAAUGUUUCCUGAAAGAUGCAUGCUGGUCGCCUACUCGUGUUCACACAAUCGCUCAUUUUUAAAGAAAGAUGGCGAACCGAUCUUUCUCAAGCAGAGAAGAUUCACUGGUUCUAAAUAAUGAAAAUUCUCUAUUUUUAUACUGAUAUUUUUUUUCAUGAUUUUUGUUCAAUUUGGGUUGGGUAAUGUUCUGUGGAUGUCCUUCUUCCUUGUAUCAGGGGAGGGUACUUGUAGUUUUGGCUUUUGACAUUUAUUUUUGUAGUUUUGUGUACAGGCUCUGUGUUGUUGCGAGCUUCAAGGCAUAACUUACAAAAUUUAAACAGACUCAGGAGUUUCAUUCAUUAUUUUUGGUAUCUAAUGUGUGCCCCGAUCAGAAUGAUCAUUCUUAACUAAAAUUAAUUUUUAAAGAUAUUUUAUAUUUUGUAUUUUGUAUUUUCUCUUAUCCGAGUUCAAAGGUGUG